UCCCGCCAUUGUUUGGAUCGCGGGUCGCCUGCGCUGAAGUCCUCCACGUCGCUGUGCCUCGGGUUCUGUCUUGCUGAGCCCUGGACCUUCCUCGGAAAUCGUAGGUAGGACGCCGGGAGACACAGGAAAGCUAGAAAUGGACUCGGUGGCCUUUGAGGAUGUGACUGUGAAGUUCACCAUGGAGGAGUGGGCCCUCCUGGAUCCAUCCCAGAAGAAACUCUACAGAGAUGUGAUGCAGGAAACCUUCAGGAACUUGGCCUCAAUAGUAUGUAUUUCAGAAGAAAAAUGGGAAGUCUAUGACAGCGAAGAUCGGGAUGAGAAUCAUGGGACACAUCUAAUCAGUCAAAUGGUAGGAAGACUCUGUAAAUGUAAAGAAUGUAGCCAGUAUGAAGGAAUCUUCGGCCAGAUUCCAAAUCAGAAUCCGAAGAAGAGAACUCCUACUGGAAUAAAACUAGGUAAAUGGCCUUUGUGUGGACAGGUGUUCAUGCAUCAUUCAUCUUUUAACAAGCACCUGAGAUCUCACGCUGGACACAAACUAUAUGAGUAUCAAGAAGGUGAAGAGAAGCCUUAUAAAUGUAAGCGGUGUGGGAAAUCCUUCAAGCAUCGCCAAUCCAUUCGAAUGCACGAAAGGUCACACGCUGGACAGAGACCCUAUGAAUGUAAGCACUGUGGGAAAUCUUUCAUUUGUCGCAAUUACUUUCAAAUUCAUCAAAGGGCACACAGUGGGGAAAAGCCCUACAAAUGUACAGAAUGCGGUAAAACCUUUAGUUAUUCAAGUAACUUACGUAAACACGAAAGGACUCAUAUCGGAGAGAAAUCUAGUGAAUGUAAGCAAUGUGGAAAAGCUUUCAGUUGUGUCAGGUCCUUUCGAAUACACGAAAGGAUACACAGUGCAAAAAAGCCCAAGGAAUGUACAAAAUGUGGUAAAACCUUCAGUUACUCAAGUAAUUUACAUAAGCAUGAGAGAAGUCAUAAUGGGGAGAAACUCUAUGAACGUAAAGAAGGUGGGAAAGCCUUGCAUUCUCUCACCAAAUUUCGAACACCCGUGAUCAAGCACGAUGGAGAUGGACUUUAUAAAUGUAAGGAGUGUGGGAAAGCCUUCAGGUGUCCCAAAAACUGUCGUAGUCAUGAAAUGACACACAGUGGAGUAAAGCCGUAUGAAUGUAAGGAAUGUGGUAAAGCUUUCAGCUCUCCCAGGUCCCUUGGAAAACACAGAAGAAUUCAUACUGCAACGAAGCCUCACGAAUGUAAGGAAUGUGAUAUUUUCAAGGUGGUAUGAAAGUUAUAUGGGAAAGAAAUCAUACUGAAGUAAUAUGGGUAAGCUCUUUGAACCUUCAUGUAUAAUACUUCUGAAAAUUCACAACAUGAAAGAAAUGUUAUAAUCGUUAUACUGUAUGGUCUUUAUCAAGGAUUCAUUCUCUUGAGAGAGAGCGUGCACCCAUGUGGUGGGGGAGGGGCAGAGGGAGAGGGAGAGAGAAUUUUAAGGAGGCUACAUGCCCAGCGUGGAUGGAUGUGAGGGUCGAUCUCACAACCAUGAGGUCAUGACCUGAGUCAAAAUCAAGUUGGAUGCUUAACUAACUGAGCCACUCAGGCGCCCAAAGGAUUCAUUUGUAAAGUGAUUCUCUGCACUGUGGAUUUCUACUUACCUUUGAAAGCAGAUAUUGAAGUGAGAUAAUUAAGUAGGUACUCUUUAAGCAAGCGUUCCUAAGUUUAGUAAGUAAUUUUUUUCCCGAGUAAUAUUAUUGUGUUCUUAUUUUGAAGUCUGUUGGCUCCGUGGGUUAUUGAAGUGUAUUUCUAAUAUGCAAGUAGGUUUAAUUUUUAUAUGAUUUUUAAGUUCUGUAAGGAGAGGAACAUUGAAAAAUAACACUUUCUUCCUUUUCCCUAGAGUCCUCCUGUGGGGCAUGUACUCAAUAUGCUUUAGCCAUUAUUUCUAUAUUUCUACAUUUCUUUAUUAACACAGAGUUCCCCUUUCAUUGACCUAAAGAGCCUCUUUCUGUUUUCCUUACCAACUUUCCUUUCCUUUCCUUACCAACUUACCAUAUAGUUGUCAAUAUGCAAAGUUCAUCAUACAGUCUUGUGAAUUUGUCAUUGCUUGUGGCUGGGAUUUGGAGUAUAGAGUUACAUUAAGAAUAAAGGUCUGUGUGAGGUAGAACAAUAAUAAAUCUAGAGUUGGAGAUGACCCUCCUUGAUGCUGUUAAUGUCAAAGUCAGUAAUGUGAAGUAUGUUUUCCAGUAUCUGUUGCAUUUAUGUAUCCGUGUUAGAAUUCACUAAAGCCUAACCUACAUGAAACUUGGAACACAGACGUGAAAUAGGGUUAGGCACGUUUUUCAGCCACCUGUAUAGACGCAGGUAGAAGCAUAGGACUUCAUGGACACCUGCUUCCAGCCUGUUUUCCUCAUUCUUUUUUUCCUUUUUUCCCUGAGAAUCCAGAAUAAUCUCAAAACCACCACCAAGUGCUUGACUUCCAUUUGAUCCCGGCAGUAGGCUUCUACAGUUGUGUCCAAAGUUCUACAUCAGAGACCCGGCAGGGGUUAAAAUUUCCAGCAAGCUCUCAGGUAUCCACAAAUUUAGGCUGUCAUGGUUGAGAAUGUUCUCUGAAGUGCCACCCCCUUCUUUCCUACAUUUUACUCAUAUAAGGUCUAAUGUGUAUAGUAAACACCCUUUUCUGUUAAUACCACGGUUGACUGUGUGUGUGUGUUUCCCCUGUGACUGCUGUAGUGGGCCAGUCCAGCAAAACUACAUGGCCUUGUGCAGUGACUGCUGAGGGCCAGUCCUUCCGUGUGAGAAUCAGCACCUUCCUCCUAUCAGGCAGAUUCUUUCUGGGUGUUUCACGUAAUUCAUAGUUGAGCAUAAUCCCUCGAUAUAUUGUUAGUUAUCUUGGUAUGUGAUUGAAAAUGUGUGUAUUUCUUCCUCUGAUGAAUUCAUUUAUAGUUUUUUCUUAGAAAUACUUGGUUAAUUUUAACAAGCACUUGUAUGCUAAUAUGUGGUAUGAUGCUAGAGGAUAUACUGAAAUGUCUUAUUGUUUAUUUAAAAAAACUUUGUUUUUUAUUUAUUUUGAGAGAGAAACAGAGCAUGA
Molecule: messenger RNA, 3076 nt
Organism: Lynx canadensis (Canada lynx)
Lineage: Eukaryota; Metazoa; Chordata; Mammalia; Carnivora; Felidae
Product: zinc finger protein 709-like
Exons: 5
Coding region: 137-1279 (380 amino acids)
Biological process (GO): regulation of transcription by RNA polymerase II
Molecular function (GO): RNA polymerase II cis-regulatory region sequence-specific DNA binding; DNA-binding transcription factor activity, RNA polymerase II-specific
Source: RefSeq, a predicted model, not a curated record